Messenger RNA from Myiozetetes cayanensis, 1775 nucleotides. RefSeq names its product zinc finger CCHC-type containing 17 (gene ZCCHC17). Gene Ontology annotation, molecular function: RNA binding; zinc ion binding. The coding region runs from base 294 to 938 and encodes 214 amino acids. NCBI's taxonomy places the organism in Eukaryota, Metazoa, Chordata, Aves, Passeriformes, Tyrannidae. The record is from RefSeq and is a predicted model, not a curated record. Gene Ontology annotation, biological process: RNA stabilization. The transcript has 7 exons.
CGAUGAUGGAGGCUCGGUGCUGUCGCUGCGGGCGCUGAGGGGUCACGGCUGCCCCGCGACCCCCCAGGCAGGACCCUGCCGUCCCACCGCGCCGCUCCGGGUCCGUCCUGCAAGCUCGGCUCCAGCCGCGCCCCCUGCUCCUUCCCCCUGGGCGCCCGCGGGCUGAGCGUUCUCUGAGGGUUCUCCGAGAGGUUUGAGGCGAUAAUUCAGCGUCUCCUUUCGCAGCGCCCCCGUGGGGGAAAUGCGGUAACCUGCGGUGAACCCGUCUGGCGCUUCUGGGACCUUCGGAGGCGAUGGAGCCGCUGCCCGAGCUCUACGCGAUCUUCCAGGGAGAGGUGGCCACAGUGACAGAUUAUGGGGCAUUUAUCAAGAUUCCAGGCUGCAGGAAACAAGGCCUCGUGCACAGGACUCACAUGUCCUCCUGCCGUGUGGAUAAACCCUCAGAGAUCGUGGAUGUUGGGGACAAAGUCUGGGUGAAGCUGAUUGGGAAAGAGAUGAAAGAUGACAAAGUGAAGCUCUCCCUGUCCAUGAAGGUCGUUAACCAAGGCACGGGAAAAGACCUCGAUCCCAACAACGUUGCCCUUGACCAGGACGAGAGGAAGAAACGCACCUUCAGGGACUACACGAGCCAGAAGAUCACGCUGGAAGCUGUUCUGAACACCGUGUGCAAGAAGUGUGGCUGCAAAGGUCAUUUUGCCAAGGAGUGUUUCGUGCAGCCUGGGGGUACCAAGUACAGCCUCAUCCCAGAAGAGGAGGAGGAUGAGGUGGCAGCAGCAGCAGGACAUGGAGGAGACAAAAAGACCAGCCUGGCUGAGGAGCCUUCAAAAAAGAGGAAAAAGUGCCCAACACGUGCUUUGGUGUCCCCUGUCAUCCCGUGUGACAUCCUGUCCUGCCUUCAGCCCUUGCAUCCUCAGCGAGUUUCCCAAGCCCUGGAAUGAAGCUCUCGUGGUUCUUAAAAGGUCUUGUCAAACUUUCUCACCGCCCAAGCCUGGGGAAGCUUGAGAAAAUUCUCCUGGCUGCAUAUCCCUUUCUCUGGAAGGGUUUAACUCUUUCCCGUCCUGUUCCAAAGGCUGUGAGGAUUUGGGGUGUUUUUUUGUGUGUGUGGGUUGGGGAUUUGUAGGAUUUGUAGUGAGUCUUGUUAUCCCACAGGAAAAUGUAGACACCGGGUUUUGAUUGUGGAUCCUCUGUGGGAUCCCAGAGGACUCUGCUCAGCUCCAAAGCAAGUGUUGUCUUUGCUCUUCCAUCUCCCUGAAACAAUUGUUCUCUGUCACGGUAAAUAAACUGCCAGCUCCCUUCUUUAUUCCCUAAUUGACAAGCCCGUGCCUGGUGCUGGGAUACCCAAUCCAUGGGAAAUCAUGUCCCUGCUCCUAGGGGAGAAGGUGCUGGUUUUAAAGGAAAUACAGGCAGGCUCAGCAUGAUCUGGGGUAGGAAUAUUUGCAGGGAAGCUGCACCUGUCUGGAAGUGGCUGGAGCUAAUGGAAGAGGGAGGAAUCAGCCUUCUCAUGAGGACACCCUCCACAUGAGGACACUUUCCCCAAGCAUUUCACUCCUCAGGGCAAGUUUGUGGGUGGCACUGGAGGGCUCCUGUGCCCUCACUGUUGACACACACCUACAUCCAGCGUGGCUUCAACAGGCUCUCCCACCCUGGGGAGCUCGAAGCCUGCAGAGAUGAUCCAGUGGGAUGUAAAAGUCCGUCCUCAAACAGUGUUCAGUGCCUUGGGGUGCUCUGCUGAUGCAAUUCCAGUGCACCCAGGCCUGAUCUCGGGGUAAUCUCUG